AUUUACGGUAAUGCAUGUUUACGUCACGAGUUGAACGGAAGUGUGAUUACGCACGCAUCUCUUACUUUAAACAUUGUUGGCCUUAAUCGAUAUUUUACAUAUGCCAAAUUGGACUACUAUCAACAUUUGCCAUAGUGUAAGAAUUUUUAUUAAUUGAUUAUUUAUUGCAUAUUGGCUAGCUACAAAAUUGUAACAUAUUUACUUAACAGAGAAUACUGGGCUGGACAAGAUGGCCAGCUGCAAUUUUCAGGCACAGUUGGUAUCCGUUAUGGAGGUAUUAGCUAAAGCAGCUGUAGCAGAAAUAAACAAACGUGUAGCUGAUAGCUGUGCUGUUAUACGUUUGGAAAUGACCCAAAGCCAGCGAGAUAUUGAUGUACUGAAAAGGAAGUGGCAAAUGAUGGAGAGCGAGUUGAAGAAGACGCGAGGACGAGUCAGAAGAAAAGUUUUUUAUCCCAUGGCAUCAGAGAGAUCUUCAUAUCCAGUCAAGAUUGUUUUGAACAAGCAGAGUAGCUCACAGUGGAGAGACGAAGAGCUGUCUGUUGAAGAAGACUCUCAGCCACAGCCUACAGAUGUGGAGCAGAGAGUGGAGACUGAACCCAUACUGAUCAAAGAUGAGGAGACAGCAGAGGACGUGUGGAAGGCUAACGCUCAGGAAGAGAUCAGGAUCACUGGAGAGGAGUCUGGUUCCAAGCCUGGGAAACCACCAUCCUUUGAACAACGGCACUGUGACGAGGACUUCAUCACACAACCCAGCAUGUCUCCCGAAGACUCAGUGGAACAUUACCCCAAUUCUGAUCGUCCAGAGGAACCAGGAACACCCCGGCUCGCUUCUACAGAGGUAUUCCGCACAGAGCAGCACCGGCCAGCCAAGGACGAGGACUCACUAGAGCUAGUGAUGGUGAAGAAUGAGAAAGAGGAGGAGCUGGGGCAGACUACAGCCCUGGCAGGACCUGACCAGUUUGUCAUGGAUGAGUCUGAUGGUCAGCUGUGGACCUCUGUGGAUCCAGGCGGAGACACUGACCCUAUCUGCCACCCAGAUUUCUCCUUUCAUUCCACAGAAGAGUACUCUCAGAAUAUCUCAAUUUUCCCAUCUCAUAGUGGGCUGCCAUCUGUUCCUACUAUGACAGAUGAUGUAGGGCCAUCGCUUCACUCUUCUAUAGGAAAACCACAUGCUAACAUGUUCAGUGCAGCAGCACACAUGAAAAGACAUGUCAGGACAUUGGCUGAUGAGACUAGACAACAGAUGCCAGAGGGACAGAGUAGCGAGACGCUGAACUCAAAUAAUGAUGGAAAUAGUUUAGCUCUACAGCCAAGGCAGCAUCAAUACAGGGCUUCAGAAGCAACAGUGAGAUUGAGUGAGUGCAUGACAGGGUCAAACAUGGCCACCACCUCCACCUUCUCUGGAUACAGCCUGAGUCACAGUAGUUUUAACAUGGUGAAGAGAAUGAGGAGUCAGUGGAGGUCGGGCGCCACCACCGAGAGGCGUUUCAGCUGCACCUUUUGUGGGAAGAGCUUCCAGCGUUUCUGCCAGCUCAAAGUACACCUCCGGAGUCACACCGGAGAGAAACCGUACACCUGCGAACAGUGUGGCAGGAGUUUUACCCAGCAGUGCAACCUGAUCAGACAUGCUGUGGUCCACAGCGGAGAGAAGCCCUUUGAGUGCAAACAGUGUGGGAAAUGCUUCACCCAGCGCUCUAGCAUGAAGUCACAUCAGAAAACUCACAUAGGAGAGAGUCCAGUGUCUCAAUACGUGGUACCCGCAUACCCUGGGGAUCCACACACAGGUUUAAAGCGCAACUGAAGGCAAUAAACAUCUUCUGAUAUAAAAAGGCUAUGUAUCACCGAUGAGUCAAACAUUUAUUCUAUUGUCAAAUUGUAAAUAGGAUAAUUGUGUUCAUAAAUUCAGUCUCAUCCAAAACUGAGUUUUGUAAGUACUUUCGACAGAACUUACUUUUGGGUUGCGUUUUGAUUUUACCAAUGCUCACUUGCCCACUAACACCAGAUACACAGCUGUGGUGAUUGUGGUCUAUCCAAUCCACCGUAGAACACACAGCUUUUCAGACACACCUGCCCAUCUCACUUUGUUUAACUUGAGAAAUACAGCACCAAACAUCUUAACUAUAAGUAAAAUUACUCAACUAAAACCUCCUCGUCAAAAACGUCCAAGUUAACUCAAGAAGUCUAUCUUAGAUUCAUAAUACUGGCAUUGUUCCUAUGGUGUUUCAUGGGGGACAAACAUUAUUAACUGCCACAUCGAACCUCACCCCAAGUCUGAAAUCUGUUUUUUCUUAAAAAGAGCAACAGAGAAAUGUGGAAUUAGUGCGUUCAGUCACUCUUUAAUGUUGUCUCAAAUCAGAUGAAUCAAAUAGAUAAUAAUUGCAUAGUUUUCCUGUAACACUUUCUAUGUAAAAAUGUGUUACAGAAGGUAAUUUGAGACAUUUUGACAAGCUUUUCCUCCAAAUUGAUUUGUAAAAUGGUUUUCAUGUUUGACUGUUGACGGCUCUUCACUUUAAUUUCAACAACGUAUUUCCAACUGGUAAUGUGUGUUUGUACCACAAAAUCAUAAAAACCAUGCUAUAUUCAAUAACAUAUAUUUAUUGAAAGAGUCAAUUUGCCAAAAUAAAAAGUUUUAGCUUCACUGUCCGAAUAAAUAGUAGGGGAGUGUUUAUGUAUGUGCCUUAAAAACCCUAAGUAAAGAACCUCAAUGUAAAUCAGCUAUAAUGCAUCAAUAGUUACUUGAAAUAUAUCAUGAAAGGAAGUUUACAUGAAACUAGUUUAUGGUCUUUGUUUGCCAGUUGUGUUUCAAACAAGUUAUAUACUUUUUUUCUAUCCUUUAAUAAAUACCAUACCACAUUU
Oncorhynchus mykiss (rainbow trout) is the source of this 2856-nucleotide messenger RNA. RefSeq lists its product as uncharacterized. NCBI's taxonomy places the organism in Eukaryota, Metazoa, Chordata, Actinopteri, Salmoniformes, Salmonidae. Gene Ontology annotation, molecular function: DNA-binding transcription factor activity, RNA polymerase II-specific; RNA polymerase II transcription regulatory region sequence-specific DNA binding. Gene Ontology annotation, cellular component: nucleus. Gene Ontology annotation, biological process: regulation of transcription by RNA polymerase II; embryo development. The record is from RefSeq and is a predicted model, not a curated record.